CAUCACGUGAUCGCGCUGCAAUGUUUCGUCUGCAGCAAAAGAAAAAGGAAAACGAGGAAAAGAAACAGAAAGAAGCCGACAAGCCCGGGUUUCAGAAGCAAGUAUCUGUUCGCACCAGAUUUCUGACACGAGAGGUUGCAGAGUUGGAACCAAACCUUCCAAGUACAUGCAAGAUUGAGUUUGGUGAUGUGGAUGACUUAAGGCGCUUCACAUUGAUUGUAACACCUGAUGAGGGCUAUUGGAUUGGUGGCAAGUUUGUAUUCACUAUAGAAAUUCCUGAAGGUUACAACAUUAAGCCUCCUGUGGCUACAUGCACUACGCGAUUGUGGCAUCCAAACAUAACAGAAGAUGGCAAAAUUUGUCUCAGUAUUCUACGUGAACACGCAUUGGAUAGUUCAGGGUGGCUACCAACUAGAACUCUAAAGGAUGUUGUGUGGGGUCUCAACUCCUUGUUCUCAGAUCUCUGCGAUUUUGAUGAUCCACUAAACAUAGACGCUGCUGAGCAGUUCAAACGAGAUCAGGAUGAGUUCAUAAGCAAAGUGGCUGCCUUUGUACAUCGCUAUGCAAGAGCCAAGUAAUGGUCAUUUGACAAUUUAAAUUAAAAGUAAUGGAAACGUAGGUAAAAAUUGAUAACAGUGUGACUGCUGCUCAAAUCCUUACUCAGUAACGAGACACGUCUAAUAAGCUAAAAGCAAUUUUUUAUAUUUACCUAAAUGUCUCA
Corticium candelabrum is the source of this 721-nucleotide messenger RNA. Its product is annotated as NEDD8-conjugating enzyme UBE2F-like. The coding region runs from base 21 to 578 and encodes 185 amino acids. NCBI's taxonomy places the organism in Eukaryota, Metazoa, Porifera, Homoscleromorpha, Homosclerophorida, Plakinidae. The record is from RefSeq and is a predicted model, not a curated record. The transcript is spliced from 9 exons.